AUGGCGGGACGUCUGCUCCUCCGAGCCUGUACGACUACAGCAUUACAGCUCAGAAGAAAUAGGGUGGCAAGACCACUACACCGUGCUAUGGCCUCAGUUGGAGGCAUACCGACUGAUGAGGAACAGGCCACCGGGCUGGAGCGACGCACCCUCCAAGCCCUCAAACAGGGAAAGGAUCCCUACAGCAUACUAAAGCCCCAACACUAUGCUGGUACCAGGGACGACCCUCAUAUUGUGCCAAGCAUUUCAAAUAAGAGGCUGGUGGGCUGUCUCUGUGAGGAGGACAACACUGCUAUUGUGUGGUUCUGGCUUCACGAGGGAGAUGCCCAGCGCUGUCCUUCCUGUGGUUCCCAUUACAAGCUGGUCCAUCAUGACCUCCCCCACUGA
Menidia menidia (Atlantic silverside) is the source of this 387-nucleotide messenger RNA. The record is from the annotation of a GenBank genome assembly. Lineage: Eukaryota; Metazoa; Chordata; Actinopteri; Atheriniformes; Atherinopsidae.